This is a messenger RNA of Seriola aureovittata, 3779 nucleotides long. Its product is annotated as arf-GAP with coiled-coil, ANK repeat and PH domain-containing protein 3-like. Gene Ontology annotation, cellular component: cytoplasm. Gene Ontology annotation, molecular function: protein binding; GTPase activator activity. Lineage: Eukaryota; Metazoa; Chordata; Actinopteri; Carangiformes; Carangidae. The record is from RefSeq and is a predicted model, not a curated record. The transcript is spliced from 26 exons. Bases 402 to 2969 code for a protein of 855 amino acids.
GGCUAUAUUGUUCCUACUGAAGAUGUUAGGCUAUAUUCGUGAAAUAAACUUUAUAAGGCAAACAUUAUAGAUGUCAUCCCUCCUCCCAUGAUUCCUCCUGCUUUGUCAAACAGUGUUACGGCAGGUUGGAACUAGUCGGCGCUCUCGUCUCCUCCUUUAGUCUCCACGCUGCAGCUACGCCUCUCGCCCGUCUCGACAGCAGCGGCAGCAGUGUAGUAGUAAUCUGCUUGCCGCGCACUUAAACUCGCAUUUUGUGUCACGGUGCCACCGGGAGAGGGGCGACAGACUGCUGCGCGUCCGGGGAUAGGCUACCAGUCACCAUCUGCAAAGGUUCAAGCGACAUCCCGCUGCGGGCAAUGACAUUUGUAGACUAAAGUGGGAAUACACGAGAAAACGCAAAAAUGACGGUGGACUUUGAAGAAUGUAUUAAAGAUUCCCCCCGAUUCAGGGCUGGCAUUGACGAUGUGGAGACAGAUGUGGUGGAGAUCGAGGCAAAGCUCGACAAGCUGGUGAAGCUGUGCAGUGGGAUGAUCGAGGCCGGCAGGGCCUACGUCAGUGCCAACAAGCUCUUUGUUAAUGGCAUCAAGGACCUGUCCCAGCAGUGCAAGAAAGAGGAGAUGAUAUCGGAAUGCCUUGAAAAGUGUGGAGAAAGCCUCCAGGAGAUCGUCAACUACCACAUGAUUUUGUUUGACCAGGCUCAGAGGUCGAUCAAGCAGCAGCUUCACACCUUCAUUAAAGAGGAUGUGCGUAAAUUCAAGGACACUAAGAAGCAGUUUGACCGGGUGCGUGAGGACAUGGAGCUGGCUCAGGUGAAGAACGCCCAGGCACCAAGGAACAAGGUCCAUGAGGCAGAAGAGGCCACUCAGGCCCUUAUCCUCAGUCGCAAAGCCUUCAGGCACCUGGCGCUGGACUAUGUACUACAGAUUAAUGUUCUUCAGGCCAAGAAGAAGUUUGAAAUCCUGGAUGCAAUGCUGUCCUUCAUGCGAGCCCAGUACACUCUGUUCCAACAAGGCUUUAAUAUUUUGGAUGAGAUUGACCCCUACAUGAAAAAACUGGCUGCGCAGCUGGAUCAGCUGGUCAUCGACUCGGCCAUGGAGAAGCGGGAGAUGGAGCACAAACACGCCCUCAUCCAGCAGAGAACUCUGAUGCAGGACUUUUCCUAUGAUGACCCCAAGCUUGAAUUCAACGUGGAUGCACCUAAUGGUGUGGUCAUGGAGGGCUACCUCUUCAAGAGGGCCAGCAACGCUUUCAAGACCUGGAACAGGCGGUGGUUUUCUAUACAGAACAGCCAGCUGGUCUACCAAAAGAAACUCAAGGACUCUUUGACAGUGGUGGUGGAGGACCUGAGGCUCUGCUCAGUCAAACCGUGUGAAGACAAUGAGAGGAGGUUCUGCUUUGAGGUCGUUUCACCCACCAAGAGCUGCAUGCUGCAGGCUGAGUCUGAGAAGCUGCGACAGGCUUGGAUCCAGGCCGUCCAGGCAAGCAUCGCCUCUGCUUACAAAGACAUCACCGACAAUUAUUACAUUGAGCACUUGGACCGGACAGCCUCGCCCUCCACCAGCAGCAUCGACUCUGCCAGCGAGCCCAGAGAGAGGGGGGAGAGGGCUGAUAGAGGAGUGAGGGGAGGGGGAGAGAGCCUCCUCCAGAGGGUACAGAGCCUGCCGGGCAAUGAGCUGUGCUGUGACUGUGGCCAAACGGCUCCAUGCUGGGCCUCCAUCAACCUGGGAGUGCUGCUCUGCAUCGAGUGCUCAGGGAUCCACAGGAGUUUAGGUGUCCAUUGCUCUAAAGUACGUUCACUGACGUUAGACUCAUGGGAGCCAGAGUUACUCAAGCUGAUGUGUGAAUUGGGAAACACUGUGAUUAACCACAUUUAUGAAGGAGGCUGUGAGGAACUAGGAGCAAAAAAACCUGGACCCUCCAGUUCAAGGCAGGAGAAGGAAGCCUGGAUCAAGUCCAAAUAUGUGGAGAAACGUUUCCUGAAGAAAAUGAGCGGGAGCGAGGCAUUGGUGGAGGGUGAAAGGAAGUCCCGCCCCUGGACAGUGAAGAAGUGCCAGCGACACAACAGCUCUGUUCGAGCCCCCAACAAGGCCCGUAGGAAAUACCACCGCUACGAGCCAGGCAGCGCCUCACAUGCAAACCUGUCAGCAGCAGCGGCAGCAAAGUUUCGCCGGGAUUCCCUGUUCUGUCCAGAUGAGCUGGACUCACUGUUUUCCUACUUCGACACCGGCUCGGGUCCUCGCAGCCCCGCAGGUCUUAGCAGUGACAGCGGCCUGGGAGGAAGCACCGACGGCAGCACUGACAUCCUGGUUUUUGGCUCAGUGGUGGACAGUGUCACAGAAGAAGAGGAGGAGUCGGAGGAGUCUUCCAGUGGAGAGGUAGAGAUCGAACAGGAAAUGUCCUCAGACCCUGAGGAUCCGAGGGAGCUGCAUCCUGGGGCGCUCCUCCACCGAUCCUCGCGUCUACACAACCUGCCGCUCAUGGCCGAGGCAUUGGCACAUGGUGCGGAUGUACACGCUGCAAGCGAGGAGGAAGAAGGGAAAACGCCACUCAUACAGGCUGUGAUGGGGGGCUCUCUGAUAGCUUGUGAGUUCCUGCUACAGAACGGAGCCGAUGUGAACCAGAGGGACAUGAGAGGCAGAGGCCCGCUGCACCACGCAACCUACCUGGGGCACACUGGCCAGGUGUGUCUGUUCCUGAAGAGAGGAGCUUCACAGACGGAGGUUGAUGAGCAGGGUCAUGAUCCCCUAAGCAUCGCUGUCCAGGCUGCCAAUGCAGACAUCGUCACCCUAUUGCGUUUAGCGCGGAUGAACGAGGAGAUGCGAGAGGCCGAGGCUCCGCUGGGUCAACCAGGGGUUGCCAUGGGCAGCCGGAGAGUUAAACACAAGGAUGUUCGGGAUAGAGUCACGUCUCCUAUAUUGAUGUCUUUCGCGAGUUUUCUCUCCUCGCGUCUCUCCAGCCCGAGAAGUUGAGGAGAAGGAGCGUACACUUCAGCCGCUGCCAGGAGCCAUAGUGGCCACCACUGACCACCACUUCAACUGACCACUCUUCAGUGACUUUGGAAUCAUAAGGGAGGCAUUGAAUGCCAUUAAAAGAGACAUUUUGACGCUAGGAAGUGAGUGCUGCAAGUGUAAGCAAAUGGUCAAAACUUUGCAAGUAAUAUUUCAUAACUGGCUUGUAAUUGUCCUCAUCUUAUUUUGUAAAUAAAUUAAGUCAAUAAGGCCAAGAUUACUGACCUUGGUCUUGUCAAAAAUAAUGUUAUUUGGUUCAAACAGUUCCUUUGAACAAGUGUUACUUCAGUUGACCUGACACCAGGUUGUCCUAGCAUGUCAGAAGAUCUUUGGACACAUCAGCUGUUUUUCAAGGGGCACUCCAACACUUUAGUAUUGCACUUCCAUAAAGAUGAAGGAGACAUAUUUAACAAGUCUUCAACACUACUCAUACUCUUAAGUAUGCAUCAAGCACUCAAACUCUAUUUUUCAUUUGCCACUAUGUAGCCUAACACAUAGUGUAUUUUGCCAGAUCCUCCCUGAGUGGUAAAUGCCCAUGUCUUUUAAACUCCACUCCUCCUUAAAAUUUGUAAUCUCUGGGCCAAAGCCAAAAUAACCUGCACAAAUGUUUCCGUAGAUGCCAUUGUGCUCUCUGUGAUGAGUAAGCUGUACCUGAGGUUUAAAAUCAGUGAAGUGCCCCUUUACUAUUUUGAAUAAUUUCAUUUUGUCAACUGCAAAUUUUCAAACUGUGUUUUGCAACUGGUUGCAGAAAUAAAAUAAAUUGUGAGUAAA